Heterocephalus glaber (naked mole-rat) is the source of this 3788-nucleotide messenger RNA. It is a transcript of the gene Rrn3, whose product is annotated as RNA polymerase I transcription factor RRN3. NCBI's taxonomy places the organism in Eukaryota, Metazoa, Chordata, Mammalia, Rodentia, Bathyergidae. The record is from RefSeq and is a predicted model, not a curated record. Gene Ontology annotation, cellular component: nucleus. Gene Ontology annotation, biological process: transcription initiation at RNA polymerase I promoter. Gene Ontology annotation, molecular function: RNA polymerase I core binding; RNA polymerase I general transcription initiation factor activity.
GGGACAGAGGCGGGAGCUGGAAGGAGCAUGAUUUCCUGAGCGAGGCCCAGCUGGCCCGCUUCUCAGGAGGAAUGGCAGCUCCGCUUCUUCGCACGCGGUUACCCGCGGAGGCGCCAGCUUCGGCACCUGCGGUAGCAACGCUGGGCGCGUCAAGGACUGGGAUUUCAGAUACACUUUCAUUAAAGAAUGAGUUCUUCAAUUCUCCUCCAAGAAAAGCUGUUCGGUUUGGUGGAACUGUGAGAGAAGUCUUGCUGAAAUACAAAAAGGGUGAAACAAAUGACUUUGAGUUGUUGAAGAACCAGCUGUCAGAUCCAGACAUAAAGGAUGACCAGAUCAUUAACUGGCUGCUGGAAUUCCGCUCUUCUAUCACGUACUUGACAAAAGACUUUGAGCAGCUUAUCAGCAUUUUGUUGCGGUUGCCUUGGUUGAACAGAAGUCAAACAGUGGUGGAGGAGUAUUUGGCCUUUCUUGGUAAUCUGGUGUCAGCACAGACUGUCUUCCUUAGACCAUGUCUCAGCAUGAUUGCCUCUCAUUUGGUACCUCCCCGAGUGAUCACUAAGGAAGGUGACAUAGAUGUUUCAGAUUCUGAUGAUGAAGAUGAUAACCUUCCUGCAAUUUUUGACACAUGUCAUAGAGCCUUGCAAAUAAUAGCAAGAUAUGUCCCAUCGACACCAUGGUUUCUUAUGCCAAUGCUGGUAGAAAAAUUUCCGUUUGUUAGAAAAUCAGAAAGAACAUUGGAAUGUUACGUUCAUAAUUUACUGAGGAUAAGUGUCUAUUUUCCAACCUUAAGGCAUGAAAUUCUAGAACUUGUUGUUGAAAAGCUACUCAGGUUGGAUGUGAAUGCCUCAAGGCAGGAUAUUGAAGAUGCUGAGGAGACAGCAGCUCAAGCUUGUGGUGGGGCAGAUUCCAUGGAAGGAUUGUUUAAUAUGGAUGAAGAUGAAGAAGCUGAACAUGAAACAAAGGCUGGUCCUGAGCAGCUUGGUCAGAUGGUCCAUCCUGUAGCUGAACGCCUGGACGUCCUGCUGUCCUUGCUUUUGUCCUAUAUCAAGGACGUCUGCUAUGUGGAUGGUAAGAUUGAGAUCAACAAAACAAAGGAUUUAUAUCGUGAUUUGAUAGCCAUCUUUGACAAACUCCUAUUGCCCACCCAUGCCUCCUGUCAUGUACAGUUUUUCAUGUUUUACCUCUGUAGUUUCAAGUUGGGAUUUGCAGAAGCAUUUUUGGAACAUCUCUGGAAAAAAUUACAGGAUCCAAAUAAUCCUGCCAUUAUCAGGCAAGCUGCUGGAAAUUAUAUUGGGAGCUUUUUGGCAAGAGCUAAAUUUGUUCCUCUUAUUACUGUAAAGUCGUGCCUCGAUCUUUUGGUUGAUUGGCUGCACCUGUACCUUAAUAACCAGGAUUCAGGAGCAAAGGCUUUUUGUGAUGUUGCGCUCCACGGCCCAUUUUAUUCAGCAUGCCAAGCUGUGUUCUACACCUUUGUUUUUAGACACAAGCAGCUUUUAGAUGGAAACCUGAAAGAAGGGUUAAGGUACCUUCAGAGUCUAAAUUUUGAACGUAUAGUGAUGAGCCAGCUAAACCCUCUGAAGAUUUGCCUGCCAUCAGUGGUUAACUUCUUUGCUGCUAUCACAAAUAAAUACCAGCUAGUCUUCUGCUACACUAUCAUUGAGAGGAACAAUCGGCAGAUGCUACCAGUUAUUAGAAAUACGGGUGGAGGGGACUCAGUGCAGACCUGCACAAACCCGCUCGACACCUUCUUCCCCUUUGAUCCUUGUGUGCUUAAGAGGUCAAAGAAGUUCAUCGAUCCCAUUUAUCAGACGUGGGAGGACAUGAGUGCUGAAGAGCUUCAGGAGCUUAAGAAGCCCAUUAAAAAGGAGAUGGUAGAAGAUGAAGAUGAUGAUUUUUUGAAAGGUGAAGUGCCUCAGAACGAUUCCGUGAUUGGGAUUACACCAAGCUCCUUUGAUGCACAUUUCCGAAGUCCUUCCAGUAGUGUGGGCUCCCCACCAGUGGUAUACAUGCCUGGCCAGUCCCCGCUUAUCUCAAGAAUUUGUGAUUGAGGUGCAUUGCUCUUCCUGGCAUGGCCUUGGUGUCCAGGCGUGUACUCUUGGCGCUGACUGGACUACAGUACAGACUGCGGGCACUGUGUGUUCCACUUAGACUCCUUAGCGUCUGAUAGACACUUUUUCGGUUAUGUUUUUUUUUUUUCUCCCCUUACAGACAAAAGGAAAAGACUAUUAUGUGCAAUAUUUUAUAGAGGGGUUAUGAUAAAUGUUGAAGACUGCUUGUUUAAUGUGUAUCUUUUUUUAAUGUUGUGUAAUUUUUAGUAUCAGCACUAGCCCAUUUUAAUAGAAGGCCUUUUUAAACAUCAGUUCUUUUUAGAGCCAUAGUCAAAAAACUUUCUUGAUCUGAUUUCAGUAAAAAAUCCUCGGAUAAAUCCUCUGUUUAAAAGCUAGAAUGUUUAUUUUGUCUGUAUUUGUUUACUUUCUGCUGUAAUUGUAUUUGUGUGUUGGGACUUUACUGAGUUCAGAGAAGAUGAAAGUGGGGAGAUGCUGGAGCUGGGCUGAGAGGCCACAUCUCCAGGGACUUCCGAGGACCGUAGACGACAGGAGGGAAGAGAGAAGGCAUUUAUGGAAACAGGGUCACACAGAUGGUGUACUUAUCGGUGUAAAGAUGGAUUUGGAAGAAAAGCAGAGGUCAGGUAAAUGUAAUUUGUGUUGACAAAGUGGGUUGGGCUUUUGUAAAACACACCAAACACUGCUUCACCCUUCAACUUCCAAGCAUUCUAUUAGAAAUGACUCUGCCAAUUUGCACUAGUUACAUUUGGUUUUGACCAGUAUCAUUUGGUUAUUUUGAAGUGUUUCUUGAUUAUUUGGUGGAAUGGUUGCUGUCCACAAUAGGCCAAAGUUACUCCUGCUGAUCCAUCUAAUGGCUGUGCAUAUCAUCGAUUUGGCCUGAUGAAAUCCUUCUGGAGCAAGUCUCCAUAUUUUUAUAAUAAACCCUGAGAGAGGGCUCAGGAUUUAGCCUAGUGGUUCCGUCGCCUGCCUUGCAAGUGCAAGGACCCGAGUUCGAUCCCCAGUACAAAAAAAAAAGCCCUGAGAGAGGAGUCUUAGCCUUGCUUUGAACGACUUUGUGCAAGUGCUUCCAGAGGCACUUUGAACCUCAAGUAUGUUUCCCUUUUGUUCCUUGUAUGUAUACUUUGUGUAUUUGUGAAGAUGAUCAUCUUUAAGCAUAUUUAUUUAUCUGCCAUGUCUAUUUAAAGGCAAGCAGUAUUUUCAUGAUCACAAAUAUUUUGUAAUAUUACUUCUUUCCUAGGCUCUUGUAUAUACUCUUGUAUGAUUACAUUGACAGCAAUGUAGAGUUUGAAUUUCAGUCUGUAAAUAAUCUUUUUGGAAAAAGGAAACUUACUGCUUUAAGAGAUUUUGGGUGCUCACUUCAGCACAUACACCACAAGGUUUUGGAUAUUGGUGACUUUUUUCUUGGUGACUUGAUUCAAAGUCAUUAAAGAACCUUCAAGGUUCUCUGUUUUUUUUUUAACUGCUGAUAAAAACAUGGAUUUUUGUAUAUUGGAUAAAGUAAAUGAAAUUGUAUCCACAGAAAUUGGGAGGAGUGGAUGGGGUCUUUGUGGUUUGGGAAGUAGUUAUAAUAUAGAAUACAUUUAUUUACAGAUAAAUCGUAAUUUUAAAGGGGUUUGAGGAAAAUAUCCAUUGUGAAAAUAAAACGAUAUGGUUAAUCUGGAACUUUCAUUCUUAUGUCAGUAAAGAGGGGUACCUUAAUAAAGACUUCUCACAUAGACAUUC